Molecule: messenger RNA, 7641 nt
Organism: Didymodactylos carnosus
Lineage: Eukaryota; Metazoa; Rotifera; Eurotatoria; Philodinida; Philodinidae
Source: the annotation of a GenBank genome assembly
AUGGGCUCAGGCAGUACAAAACUCUUAUCAUAUGAGGAAGCCUGCAAACGUUUUUUUCCUUCUGAUUUGGAAAGAAUUGAAUUAACAUUCCGUGAUAUAACAAAUGGAUCCGGCCAACUUUCAUUUAAUAAUUUUAAACGAGACGUAUUUGGAAAUUUUCUCCCCGAAAAACUCGCUACGCGUUUAUAUAAAGUGUGUAUGGGUAAUUCAAAAUAUGGAAUGACUAUUAAAGAUCUCAUCGUAUGCUUAGCAAUAAUUUAUUAUGGGAAAUCGAAAGAACGAAUGCAACUUUUGUAUGCUAUUUUUACAUUUCAACGUUCAACAUUUAAUCGGCAAGUUGUCGAAGAAUUUAUUGCACAAUGUGGUGAAACAACACCCGAAGAAUUGCAAACGUUAUUUUACAACGAUGGACAUAUAUCACAAGAAAGUUUUGUCAGAUGGUUCGAACAACAUCGUGGAAAUACAACCAUUUUCACCGAUUGGUUAAUGGAUGACAAUAUUCUACAUGAAUUAGCAUCUAUCAUUGAUGAUAAAAGUGAUCAAUUUGCGAUAUUAGCUAGUGUAACAUAUUUGAGCGAUAAAGAAGUACUGGAUUUGGAACGCUGUUAUAUUCAGCUUCAUUCAACUUCUCGAAGACAGAUGAAUACGGAAACAUUUUCUAAACUAUUAUCACCUGUAUUCCCUCCAAUUCUCAUUCCAGGAUUUUUUGAUGCAUUUGAUGAAAACCAAGAUGGUACUAUCGAUUUUAAAGAAUUUGUGUGUGGAAUCAGUGCGGCAUGUCGCGGUUCUAAUACGGAACGCUUUCAAUUUCUAUUCAAAGUAUUUGACCGUGAUCAUGAUCAUUUGUUAAAUAAAGCAGAUAUUAUUCAUAUGGCAUCGUGUUUGAUUGAUGUAGCACAAUUUACAUACCAGAUAAAGUCUUUACAUGUCGUCGAUUCACCAGAAGACUUUGCUAAAAAUAUAUUAAACGAAAAUGGACAGGAUCAUGUUGUUAAUCAAGAAGAUUUUUUAGAAUGGUGUAAAAACGAGCUUCUUAUAUCUGAAUUGCUCAGUUUAAUAUUUCAAAUUUGUCAUGUUGUAUUAGGCCUAAAACCAUCCAAUAAAGAAGAAGAAGCACUGAUAAUCAAAACAUUCCUUAAACGUGAACAAUAUCCAUUUAUUGAACCUCAAUCACACGCGUCUUCAAAAGGUGAUCGAAAUCGUUCGACGACAAAACCCGGUUCUAACUGGUAUUUGAUUAAUAUUGAAUGGUGGAAAGAAUGGGAACAAAAAAUUGGUACAAGAUAUAACUAUUCACAAACAAAUUCAAAAAAUCAACGUUAUAAUCAAUCAUCAUCCGACAUACAACAAUUGACAACAUCAUCUCCAUUAAAUAAAACUCGUUCAGCACUAAAAUUAACAAAAAAUUCUUCCUCAAAAACCGGUCAAAAUGGAUCUGCUACUGAUUUAAGUAAACCAGGCGAUAUUGAUAAUUGGCCUUUAAUAGAAAAACAUUCUCCAUCGUCUAGUAAAUUUACAUUUAUAAAUGAUGAAUGCAUUCAAUUAAAAUCAAAUCUAAAAUAUUCUAUGGAUUAUGAAAUGGUUCCUGAGGUACUGUGGAAUUUUAUUAAAAACUUUUAUCGUUGUAAGAUAGCCAUAUGUAGAAAAGUAACGUAUGAACGAAAACGAAUGAAACCCGAAUUAGAACUUUAUCCGUUGUCUAUAAAGAUUUAUCGUAACCAAAUGAUUUCACAACAACAGACGUCAAAUAAUAAUUAUAAUAAUAGUACUAAUAACAGUGCUACGACACCUCAUCAUUCCAUGUAUUUUGUUUAUCCGUUAAUUAAUUUUGUAUCUGCCAGUAUGUUUGGUAAUGGUUCAUCCACAAACGUAUCACGACAUUAUUUGGCAAAUACACAUUUUGUUAGUCCACAUCAAACAUUAAAAUCUAUCGCUGAAGAAUUAGCUUUUAAAUAUGGAGUGCAGUUGGAUGAAGUUCGAUUAUGGUUAAGAUAUGGAGAGAAUAAUUUACGAUGGUUAGACUUUGAACAAGAUGAUUUGACAUGUCAACAAGCUUCCAUUCAAAAUGAUAGUGAAAUAUUAUUCGAAGUUCGAAAUAAUGACUUGACAUGGCCAGAAGAAUUGUAUACAUUGACAACAUCAGCAAUGAAAACAAAAUCAAAUGAAAAUAAAGAGACAUCAUCGACCGUUGUUAGUGCUGGCACUACUGGUUUAAGUAAUUUAGGGAAUACAUGUUUUUUAAAUGCUGCUGUACAAGCUCUCAGUUAUACACAUCCGUUGACACAUUAUUUCUUAGAAAAAUAUCAUUUAUUCGAAAUAAACAAAGACAACCCAAUCGGUAUGCAAGGAAAUAUAGCUUUACGAUAUGGACAGUUAGUAGAUAAACUAUGGAGUGGUGUGAAAGGACCACUUGCUCCCUUCGAACUACGCGAUUCAGUGGCUAAGUUUGGCUCGUCAAGAUUUACAGAAUUUCAACAACACGAUACCCAAGAAUUUCUUUCCUUUUUACUUGAUGGAUUACACGAAGAUUUAAAUCGUGUCCAUCAUAAACCAUAUGUGGAAUUAAAAGACAGCGAUGACCGACCAGAUGAAGAUGCAAUUGUGGAUUUAUUUCAUGGUCUAUUGAAAUCACAAGUGAAAUGUCGUGUUUGUGAAUUAAAAAGUGUUCGAUUCGAUCCAUUUAAUGUUUUGUCAUUACCAUUACCAUCAGAAGAUUUAAUUUAUUUGGAAGUGAAGUUAAUACGACUCGAUGGCUCUGUCCCUAUUAAAUAUAGCAUUAAAGUUGGUUCUGAUUCAACAUUGUUGUAUGUUAAACAACAACUAGCUGACUUAUCAUCACUCUCCGUUGAUAAAUUAUCAUUUUUCGAUGUUACUUAUUAUUCUUUACGUCGUAUUGAACGUGAAACAUCAAAAGUUAAAUUAAUCGGUAAUUUCAAAGACUUGUGUGCAUAUGAAAUUCCAUUACCAGUUUCAAUUGACACUAAACAAUCGGAUCAAGAAGAUACAACGACCUCACAAUCGCUCAAUUCUCCACGUACCCUUCAACUUUACCGUCCAUUGCUGUUUAUUACUGCAUACCAUCGACGUCUCGAACGUGCUGAACGUUACAUAUCACCAGUGACUCGAUAUCGUAUAGUUUUUUUUGGACAACCAAUUAUAACGCCAUAUUAUUCAUUGUCUUCCACAUCGAUAAUAACGAACAAAGAUUUGUAUAAAAAUGUUUGUAACCAAAUCAGUAGAUUAUUAAGAAAUGUUAAAUUCGAUAAACCAGUAAAUCAUGCAGUUGAUUGUAAUAAUUCUUUAGCAGAAUCUUAUCCAUUUACGUUGAAAAGUGUGACAGAAGAUGGGCAAAAAUGUUCAAAAUGUACAUGGAACAGAUUUUGUCUUGGAUGUAAAAUUGAAAUAAACGAUGAGCAAUACAAUUACACUAAUGGUACAAUAUGUAUCGAUUGGGAGCCAGCUGAUUAUUAUCUGAGCUAUCUAGCCGGAAGAGAACUGGAAGUAAUCAAUCAUUCGAGUAUAGAACUUCGUUCACAACAACAAUUUAAUAUUGAUGAUCCAAUUCGCUUGGAAGAUUGUUUAGAAUCAUUUAUUCAAUGGGAAAAUUUAGAUGAAAAAGAAACGUAUUAUUGUAAAAAAUGUGAAAAACAUCAACAAGCUGAUAAAAAAUUAGAUAUUUGGAAACUGCCACCGAUACUUAUAUUCCAUGUAAAACGUUUUCAAUUGUACAAUAAUCGUUGGAUAAAAUCGUCUCGUUCUGUUCGAUUUCCCAUUCAUUCGUUUGAUCCAUCUGUAUAUCUGGCAACAAGAACACCGACUUCACAAACUGAACCAUUUUCUUCUACAACCACAAACUCAGUAAUUGAUUCAAAUAGUAACGAUCACCAUUCAUCAUCUUCAUCCGCUUCUUCGUCAUCAUCACCUUCUUUGUCAUCCAAAAAAAAACGUCAAACUGAACAAUCAACACAUCGUAGUGGUGAAGUAUUAUCACCAGUGCAUUUCUCUAAUGACUCUGAUUAUUCAUCGAAUCAAAAUAAUAGUGUAAAAUCGAAAGUAAAAACGAAAUUUAGUAGAAAUAAAAAGUCAUCCAUUACUCCUAUGCAUACCGAAAUAUCCAAGUCAUCACCAACUAGAUUCAAAAAGCAAUCACGAAAACUAAAAAUGAGUUUUGGUGAAAAUAGUUUUGAUGCUGAUAAUGCUGCUUAUCAUCUUUAUGCACUUGUGUGUCAUCAUGGAGUGAUCGGUGGUGGCCAUUACGUUGCAUUUGUGAAAAAUCGUACGAAUCAACAAUGGUAUUGUUUCAAUGAUAGUUUAGUGAAGCCCGUCAAUGAAAGUGUUUUGGAACAGUAUUCAAGUGCUGCCUAUUUAUUAUUUUAUGAACGUGAAGGUUUAAACUAUGACAGAUAUAUGCCUGAUAUUGAUGAUAAAAGGCAACGUCUACCGCCAAAUCCUGCUAAACCUGGCUCGAUAAAGGAUCCUGAAGCUGAGGGUCUUUUUUCCAAAGAGGAUCCAGAGAAAUUAUUUGUUGAUUUACGUGAAAUUGGACAUGGAAAUUUUGGUGCUGUUUAUUAUGGUCGCAAUUGUGAAACAUCGGAAGUUGUUGCCAUUAAAAAAAUGAAUACUGGACGAAAACAAAAUGCUGAGACAUGGCAAGAUAUUUUGAAAGAAAUCAGAUUUUUGCGUGAGCUGAAUCAUCGACAUUGUAUAGCCUACAAAGGAUGUUAUCUAAAAGAACAUACCACAUGGCUCGUGAUGGAGUAUUGCGUUGGUUCAGCUUCCGAUUUAAUUGAAGUGCACAAAAAACCAUUGGAAGAAGGUGAAAUCGCAACAAUUGUCUAUGAUACCCUAUCAGCACUGAAUUAUCUUCAUUCAAUGCAUCGCAUUCAUCGAGAUAUCAAAGCUGGAAAUAUAUUGUUAACAGAAGAUGCCAUUGUUAAAUUAGCGGAUUUCGGUUCGGCAUCAUUUAGUAGUCCAGCUAACAGUUUUGUUGGCACACCGUAUUGGAUUGCACCGGAAGUAAUACUGGCCAUGGAAAAUGGACAAUAUGAUGGCAAAGUGGACAUUUGGAGUCUGGGAAUCACAUGUAUAGAAUUAGCUGAGAGAAAGCCUCCAUUGUUCAAUAUGAACCCGAUGAGUGCAUUAUAUCAUAUAGCACAAAACGAACCACCAGUUUUAAGCGAACCAGAUUCUCAUACAGUCGAUUUUGUUUCAUUUAUUGAUGUAUGCUUGCAAAAAGCACCAAGUGACAGACCAACUGCAAAUGAAUUACUGACGACUCCAUUUAUAACGAGUAAAAGUAAUCGUGAAAUAUUGAUUGAUUUAAUACGUCGAACCAAAGAAGCUGUACGAGAGUUUGAUAAUAUUCGUUAUCGGAGAAUGAAGAAAAUAUUAAUGGGACAAGAAAGUCCAAAAGAUACGAGUGAUAUUUCGUCAUCAAAUGUUGAUAUUUUGGAUGACGGAAGUAAUGGUGCACCGGAUUACUUCAAUUCAAUCGAUGAUGAAGAAAAAAGUAGUGAUUAUCCAACAUAUCACGAUGACGAAAGUCUUAAUUCAAGUCGUUCUAGUCUUCAACAACCGUCAAUAAUAACACCAGCGUGUAAUGCAAUUACUAAUUUAGUUAUGAACGGUUUGCCAAAUGGUCGGUUAUCCGAUGUACAUAAUCAAUCUUAUGUGUCGCCAUCAAGUACUCAAAAUAUUCCCUAUAAUAACAGACGUUUUUCUUCUGGUGAUAAUCGUAUACAUCUCCAUCCGCCACCUCCUUUAACAACUGAGCGUCAAAGUACUAAUGAAUCAACUUUAUCAGUUCGAGAGUCAGAUACGACUACAUCCGACUCACUCAGUUGCAUAUCUCCACGUUUAAUAAAUGAAUUUUCAACAAUUAAAACAUCGAGAAUUGUGAUUCGGGAACAUCAAGAGCAUGAUCAGGAAGACCAACAACGAGAACAAUUUCGAGGUUACAAACAGAUGCGUAGACAGCAUCAAAAACAAUUAAAACAGUUUGAAGAACGUUGUCGACAAGAAAAAGUUGACUUACGGAAUAAACUUGAACGUGAAUACAAUCAAUCUCAAGAACAAGUUAUUGCUGAUAAUAAUCGUAUAUUAGAAAAACAUCGAAAAGAAUCAGCUGAUCGAGUAAAUGAAUAUCAACGUUGUCAACAGGCAACAAAAUGUAUGUCUGUUUUGUUAUUUAAGGUGAAAUACAAUCAAAACCAACUAAGAAAAUUAGAGCGUGAACAAGAAUCUGACUACGAUACAGAAUUAAAAUGUUUUUCAGCUGAACAACAACGAAGUUAUAAAAUGAAGAAAGAGGCGCUCAAAAAGGAAAUUUUGAGUUCUUCACAACCAAAAAAUAAAAAAGAGGAAGAAAUACGUAAAUUAAAAGAAGAUUUACAAAUGAAGUUGAGAAAUGAUGAACAAAAUUUACGAACAAAAUUAGAACACGAUCAUACAGUUAAAAAAUUACAAUUAAGAAGACGAAGAUUGUUGUUAUUACAUGUUUUAGAGCAAAAAUUGUUUGAAGAAAAGUGUGCAAAAAAUAUGGAUCAUAUUAUUGCAAGGCAUUCAUUGUUAAAAAAACAUCAUGAACAGACGAAAGAACUUGAAUUGAAACAAUUACAAAAUUUACACAAAAUGCGUGGUGAAUUUACCAAUAAGCAACAUCAUACAGAAAUAGCUAAUUUUGGUGAAUAUAAUGCGAGAAGACAGAAAGAAUUGAUAAAACAACACGCAUUUAAUCAAAAACAAUUUCCAAAAAAUAUUAAAAUCAAACAAGCUGAUAUAAAAAAGCAAUAUAAAGAUGCUUAUAAUACUCAAACACGUCAAUAUAAAGCAUUAAAAGAGAAAACACGUUCAGAUAAUCCAACGCUAUCACGUGAAGAGUUAGAAUUAAAAUUAAAGCAAAUUAAAGAUGAACAACGACGAAAAUUUGAUUUAUUAUAUCAGCGAUACGAAGAAACCAUUCAAAAAAUGCUUGAUCAGCAAAACAUUAAACUAAAUGCUGAUCAAGAACAAGAACGAAUGAAUUUAAAACAAAUAUUAGAUGAAGAUCAACGAAAUUUAACAGCACUACAAGAAGAAAGUCGUUUAAGAAUGGAACAACAAAAUAUGGACGAACGGCGACAAUUAGAUAGAAAUAUUGAUGAUAGACUAACACAAUUAAAUAAGCAGAUGGAACAAGAUUUAGCGGCGUAUAAUGAAGAUCGCACACGUCAAUUUCAAAUAUUACUAGAACGUCAACGUCGUGAAUUAGAUGUUAUUGAUAAUGAAAUUACACAUCUUGGACUCAAUGUCAAUGAUUUAAUUGAUAACGUUCAAGAUAUGACUUUUUUAAAUAUAAAUGAGGAUAAUAAUACUAUUAAUCAUUCAUCAAUGGAUGGUUCAAUCAGAUUACCCUCGUCAAAUACUUCCAAUCAUAAUCAAAACUAUCAUUAUUUUCAACAACAGCAACAACAAACGACUAAUCCAUCAAAUGGUACGAAUGGACAGCAGCAACAGCAAAUUCGCUAUUAUGCUGAUCGUAGUUCAAUAAUAAGUUUACAGCGUAGUCGUAGUUCAAAUUCAUUUCAUAAUAAUAAUUCAUCGACAGCAGUCAUAUCGACACAAUCUCCACAACCAAUUUUAUAUACAAAUUCGAACAAAUAA